AUGGUGCCGCCGCUUCCAAGCCGGGCAGGGGCGGCGAGGGGCCAGCUGGGCAGGAGCCUGGGUCCGCUGCUGCUGCUCCUGGCGCUGGGACACGCGUGGAGCUACCGAGAGGAGCCGGGCGACGGCGACAGAGAAAUCUGCUCGGAAAACAACAUCGCCACGACCAAGUAUCCGUGUCUGAAGCCUUCGGGGGAGCUCACCACGUGCUACAGGAAGAAGUGCUGCAAGGGGUAUAAAUUUGUCCUUGGACAAUGCAUCCCAGAAGAUUAUGACGUGUGUGCCGAGGCUCCCUGCGAGCAGCAGUGCACGGACAACUUUGGCCGCGUGCUGUGUACGUGUUACCCGGGAUACCGCUACGACCGGGAGAGGCACCGGAGGCGCGAGAAGCCGUACUGCCUGGAUAUCGAUGAGUGCGCCACGAGCAAUGAGACGCUGUGCGCGCACGUCUGCGUCAACACCCUGGGGAGCUACCGCUGUGAGUGCCGGGAGGGCUACGUCCAGGAGGACGAUGGCAGGACGUGCACCAAGGAAGACAAAUACCCCAACGACACCGGGCACGACGAAAAGGCGGAGAACGCGGUCCAGGCCGCCGCCUGCUGUGCCACAUGCAAGGAGCUCCACCAGGUGAAGGAGACAGUGCUGCAGCUGAAGCAGAAGGUUGCCCUGCUCCCCAACAGCGCUGCCGACCUGGGCAAGUACAUCACUGGUCACAAGGCGCUGGCCUCAAACGCCUACCUUCCGGGUCCUCCUGGCCUGCCUGGGGGCCAGGGCCCCCCUGGCUCUCCAGGACCGAAGGGGAGUCCCGGCUUCCCAGGGAUCCCAGGCCCCCCCGGGCAGCCUGGCCCACGGGGCUCGAUGGGACCCGUGGGACCAUCUCCUGACCUGUCCCACAUUAAGCAAGGCCGGAGGGGCCCUGUGGGUCCACCAGGCGCCCCAGGAAGAGAUGGCUCUAAGGGGGAAAGAGGCGCACCGGGUCCCAGAGGGUCUCCAGGACCCCCCGGUUCUUUCGAUUUCCUGCUGAUCGUGCUGGCGGAAAUCCGUAACGACAUCACCGAACUGCAGGAAAAGGUGUUCGGGCACCGGACUCACUCUUCAGCAGAGGAGUUCCCGUUACCUCAGGAAUUUUCCAGCCCUCUGGAGACCCUGGACGAGGGCUCCGGAGAUGACUCCCCAGGAAGAACUGAGACAAGAGACUUGGGAGCCCCCAGAGACUUCUAUCCUUAG
Molecule: messenger RNA, 1224 nt
Organism: Rangifer tarandus platyrhynchus (Svalbard reindeer)
Lineage: Eukaryota; Metazoa; Chordata; Mammalia; Artiodactyla; Cervidae
Source: the annotation of a GenBank genome assembly